AUGCGCGGGCAUGCCACAUGGGCGGGGCUUCCGUCUCUGGUCCCGCCCAGCAGUCAUGCAUUUCCUCUUCCGGUGGAAGGCGGGACCGGGCGCCCGCGGGAAACCUGGGUGAGCUUGGCUCCGUUAAAUUCAGCUGCGGGAAUGGCAAGGCUCAGGAGUGUGGUCCUGCGGCCAUGGAUUCGAGAGCUGGUCCUGGGAUUAGAGAGACUCUCAAGUCCACGGGCAGGGCAGCUGCUUCAGGUGCUGCAGGAGGCCGAAGCCGAGGCCCCAGGCCCGUCCUGCGCCCCUGACACGUCUGAUGUCGGGGCGGCGUUGCUUGUGUCCGACGGGACCCACUGUGUCCGAUGCCUGUUGACGCGGGAAACUCUGGACGCCUCGGAUUGGGAAGAGAAGGAGUUUGGUUUCCGAGGGGCUGAAGGCCGGCUGCUGCUGCUGCACGACUGCGAGGUCCGAGUCCAAGUGGCAGAGGGCAGCUUGCCAGCGGAGUUCUACCUCCAGGUGCACCGCUUCAGCCUAAUGCCCACGGAGCAGCCUCGGGAUUGGGUGAUUGGUUGCAACCAGGACCCGGAUGUGCAGAAAAAGCUCAAAGAUUGCCUCGAGGAGCACCUUACAGAGUCGGCCUCCUCCAAUGCAGGCCUCUCACUGACCCAACUUCUGGAUGAGGCGCAGGAGGAACAGGAGCAUCAGGGGGCACUAGUGCACCUGGCUGAGAGCUGUCUGAUGCUGUCAGGCCCUUGCCCAGCACCCCCGCUCACCCGAUGGGCCACCUCAAGCCACUUGGCUAUGGGAGAAGCUGUGUACACCGUCCCCAGCCUGUGGUUACACAUCUCUGAGAAUGACCAGCAGAUCCUGAACUCUCUGGGCCCAGAUCAGAGCACACAGGGCCCCGAGCUGCCCCCACCAGACUCUGCUCCUCAGGACCUGUCACUGACCCUGUCCUCCUCCCCUUCCUCACUCAGCUCCUCAGGAAAUCCCACCUCACGCAGCCACAUGUCAUCACAGGAAAGUGGUGCCAACAUCAGCCUUCUGCCUGCUGAGUCCUUGGCUGCUCCAGACACAGGGCAGAAGGGCAGCUCCCAGUCCCAGCCAGCCAUCUGCUCCACCCCCCACUCCCUACCCCGUAGUUCCCCACAUCCCAGCCAUGUAACCAACUCCCCACUCCUGAGUUGUACCCCAAGUCUGUCACCUCGUGGUCACAUCCCCAACUCACAUCAGGCUGAUGUGACCAGGCCCCAGCCCCAAAAACCUAUACUGGAGUUCAAGGAACUAGGGUUGCCCCCCAAGAACGGGCAACAUUCUCCAAGGAUAAGAACCACUGAGGGAGUCCCGGAGUCCGGUCCUGUCUGGGACCCCCCAAAGAAGCAUCGUGAUGGUUCCGCCUUCCAAUACGAGUACGAUCCACCCUGCACUUCCCUCUGUGCCCAGGUCCAGGCUGCCAGGCUCCCUCCCCAGCUCCUGGCCUGGGCCUUGCAUUUUCUGAUGGAGCCACAGCCGGAAUCCGAGCAAACCCAGGUGUGA
Pipistrellus nathusii (Nathusius's pipistrelle) is the source of this 1518-nucleotide messenger RNA. Lineage: Eukaryota; Metazoa; Chordata; Mammalia; Chiroptera; Vespertilionidae. The record is from the annotation of a GenBank genome assembly.